Molecule: messenger RNA, 204 nt
Organism: Fusarium poae
Lineage: Eukaryota; Fungi; Ascomycota; Sordariomycetes; Hypocreales; Nectriaceae
Exons: 3
Coding region: 1-204 (67 amino acids)
Source: RefSeq, a predicted model, not a curated record
AUGGAGACACAGUUCCUUCCGUUUGACUACGGAAACAAGAGAAAGCUUGAAGAAAAGCUGGCUGAAAUUUUAGGAGCAGGUAACUUUCAAGUUAUCCAACGUAUGAGCAACCAGUGGAAAGUCCUUGUCUCUCAAAGAUUGAACUCGACACAGAUUGAGGAUAUCAGAUUAUCCAUGCGAAGACACUAUCUACCCACGGUUUGA